AUGGCAUGGAUCGCGCUAGUUCUGCGAGUGCGGGUGGGGGUCAAGAUUCUGAGCACAUUUGGCAUAGACGACAUGCUAAUGACCGCUGCGAUGGCAGUUUUCACGGUUUAUGUGGUUGUGAUCCUAAUCGGCAUUGCGCAUCAAAUGGAUCGCCAUUACCUGGACAUUGACCCAAAAAACUUCCCAGUCGCAUUGAAGAUGGAGUUUCUCUCUGGCAUCUUCUACGCCACCGCAACACCGUGUUUGAAGGCAUCUAUCGGAACGCUGCUUCUGCGAUUCGUGCGCAGAAAGCUCUAUAUCUACAUCAUAUAUGUCGGAAUAGUCGUCUCUAUCGCGGGAAAUCUGUGGACCUUUCUCGAACUAAUCUUCUUCUGCACACCACCCCAACAUUUCUGGAAUCCAGUGGUCGCCGGAAGCUGUAAAGCACCCAGCGAAUUAGCCAGAGCCACCUUGGGACAGAAUUCUAUCAAUUUCAUUACAGAUUUAGUUUUCGGGGUUCUCCCUGCUUUCGUGGUGUCGGAACUGCAAAUGAACCGCAAUACCAAAGUAUCCUUGGCAGGCAUUCUUCUGGUCGGCAACUGUGUUAUGGUAGCGACCGCUGUCAGAUUCAAGUUCGUCACAUCUCUCCCCAUCGACAGCCCAGAUUUCCUAUACAAAAUCGUGGAUGCGCGAGUUCUUUCUACUGUCGAAAUCGGCAUCGGCUGCGCUAUGGGAUCAAUGGUCACGCUGAAACCGCUGUUCAAAGCCAUCCUCCAUCUCGGCUCCUCGUACAAAUACGGCUCCGCCUCAAACAGAAAGCGCUCCGAUUACGCAAACCAACUGCAUAGUCUGGACAAUCUCGACAACCAGUCACGCGCGAACGAUGGUGUCCUCACCCUGUAUCCUCUGCACACCACCCACGUGAUGGCCGGUAAAGAACCACACAAUCGGAGUAGCGAGUGGGAACGAAACGGCGACGACAAAAGCGUCGAGGCAAGAGGAGGUGGCAUUCAGCAGGAUGUGACGUACACGAUUACUCAUGAUAAGCCAUAAGAAUAGGCUAUUGCUUAGGAAUAGGUUACUCAUUUUAAAGUUGGGAUUUCGCAGGCGGUGUAUUAG
Molecule: messenger RNA, 1098 nt
Organism: Mytilinidion resinicola
Lineage: Eukaryota; Fungi; Ascomycota; Dothideomycetes; Mytilinidiales; Mytilinidiaceae
Exons: 5
Coding region: 1-1032 (343 amino acids)
Source: RefSeq, a predicted model, not a curated record